AUGCAAUUCACCAAAGUUAUCGCUUCAUUAGCCUUAGUUGCUUCCAUCAACGCUAAAUUCCACAACACCACUGGUGCUGCUGCUGGUAACGGUACCGUUGCCGGUGGUUCCAACUCUACUGGUGGUGCUGGUUCCCAUAACGGUACUGGUGCUUCUAACGGUUCUUCCAGUAAAUCUUCUGGUUCCGGUGCUGCUGUCAACUCCGUCACUGGUUUGGCUGCUUUAGCUGCUGUUGGUGCUGCUUUAUUGUACUAG
Candida albicans SC5314 is the source of this 255-nucleotide messenger RNA. RefSeq names its product Pga56p (gene PGA56). The transcript has a single exon. Bases 1 to 255 code for a protein of 84 amino acids. The record is from RefSeq and is a predicted model, not a curated record. NCBI's taxonomy places the organism in Eukaryota, Fungi, Ascomycota, Pichiomycetes, Serinales, Debaryomycetaceae.